Alligator mississippiensis (American alligator) is the source of this 5222-nucleotide messenger RNA. RefSeq names its product RUN domain containing 3B (gene RUNDC3B). The record is from RefSeq and is a predicted model, not a curated record. Bases 1734 to 2945 code for a protein of 403 amino acids. The transcript is spliced from 10 exons. NCBI's taxonomy places the organism in Eukaryota, Metazoa, Chordata, Crocodylia, Alligatoridae.
AACAAUAUAUUCAACAUUUUUCUAUAUUACAAUAUUUACUGGAUGUAUGGUAUGGGGUUUUAUUUGAUAUUCCAGAAGAUAUUAAUAGGUUUAUCCUGUAAAAUUCUUUACAACUUUUAAAAUGACUAUAUAUUUAAGAAGUAUUGCCAGGCUUAUAAAACAUCUCUAUGUAAAUAUCACAAAUAAAAUGGUACAACAGUGAGCUUAUUUCUUUGCUUAAAAAAUGAAGUAUGAUAAUCCUCAAAUCUCUCUAUUGAACAGGGUUUUAUGCUGUUACAGGAUGAUCCUCUUUAUACUAUCUAGCACACAUGAUUUUAUUAAAUGGAGUGAAAUCAUGCCUGCUGUGAUUAAUAUUAAUAUUAAAAUGGGAUAUUUGUGCUGUUUUAUGUUCAGACUAAUAUACUUUGAGUAAAUGAUAACCAAAUAUCUACUGUCUCUUUAGUGGAUAUAUAAUUUAUUCGUUAACAACUGCCCAUAUGUUUUUUGGAACCAUUCCUUGUGUUUUGGACCACGUCUGUGUCUGGCUUUCCGUUCAUCAACAGUAAUUUUUAGCAAGUGCAAAAGCAAAUGUGUGAUGCAUUUCUUUGAUCAUUUCUGCCAUGAAAUCUUGAGUUGCCAAAGGAUCAUUAAGUAAUACAUGUCCAGCAUUUUAUAAAACCUGGUUAUCAAUGCCAUCCUAGUAAUAUAUGUUUGCACUUGUCCAUUAUAUUUUCUAUAAAUUCUCACCAUAUUUUCACCAAUAUGUAUUGCUGUUCAGUAUAUAUGUGUUUUUAAGCUGACUGGUGUAAAGUAACAUAUCCUCCGUUCAUUGUGCUACAGACAGUUGUAAGCCCUCUUUUCCAAGAAUUCCUCUACAACGAACACUUCAGGAAACUGUAUGCAAAAAUAGAUAUGAACUACUGUUAUAUUGGUUGUUUCCUAAAUAACCAGAAGUCAUUGUUUCUAUCCAAGUUUAGCUUUCUCUGUAAAACUGAUUUUCUGGAAAAGAGAAAAAAUAUUAUAUCUGAUUUUGAAGGAGUAAUCCAAUGGGCAAGUGAGCUAAGUAAAGUUUAGAUUUGAUUGUUAAAUAAACUGGAAAAUCUUCUUGGAAUAGCUUGCCAAAUGCUUGCAUUUCUCAACUUUUCUGGUCUUGAAAAUGCACUGCUUUUUUAUUUUAAUCAAAAUAGUUUUCGCAGUGGUUGUCACAUGUGGAAGAAAAAAACCCCUGUUCUAUCCUAAAGCUUUGCAAUAACCUUUCAUAAAUAGAGUGAUUUUUUUUUUUUUUUUUUUUGAGAGCAUGACUUAUCAGUUCAUGAUAACCUAGCAUAUUUACAGCAUAACCGUAUUUCUUAUUUAGUAAAGAGUUGCUGCUUGCACCACAUUAAAAUACCCCUCAAACCACUGUUGAUUUGAAAUGGCUGUUUUGAUGGGGCUUAUAAUGUUUGGAACAGCUAGUGUACUGUGUUAAAUGAGUCUUUGCAAUUUAACUAUACUGAGUCCUGAUCAAUAUUAUUCUGUAUAAGUUCUCUUCUGAAUUUUGUAUAAAAACAUUUUCUGUGUUUUUAAAUGGUGGAGUUUUUAUCUCUGGGUAUGGACAAACAUACAUUUGAAGUACUCCAAAUCCUGAUCCAAUUAGCAGCCUUCAAAUUUGGAGUGCUUCAGCUCCAUGCAGCUCCUGAGCCUCUGGAAUGCAUCAAAAUGGCUAUGAAGACAUACAGGAGCAGUGUCAUCCACCCCCCUGACUGGAGCCUUUCAUGCCUCUGAAGGGCAGAGCCUGGAUCAGAGUAGCGCUUAUGGAAAAACAUUUGUCUGAAUACAUUUCUACAGCUCUGAGAGACUUCAAAACAACCAGGAGAUUUUAUGAGGAUGGAGCGAUUGUCUUGGGUGAAGAAGCAAAUAUGCUUGCUGGCAUGUUGUUGGGGCUCAAUGCUAUUGAUUUCAGUUUCUGCUUGAAGGGAGAGGGACUGGAUGGCAACUUUCCAGCUGUAAUAGAUUACACACCUUACCUGAAAUUUACCCAAAGUUCUGACAGCAUAAGCAGUGAUGAAGAAGAGCUGCGAACACUAGGCAGCAGUGGCAGUGAAAGCAGUACUCCAGAAAAUAUUGGUCCCCCUUUCAUAAUGGAUGAAAACAGUUGGUACAACAAAUGCAAAAGGGUAGAACAGAAGUAUCGACUGGCUUUGGAACAGAAGGGUUAUCUUGAAGAGCUGGUACGCCUUAGAGAAACACAACUGGCUGAAUCUGUUUCACAGAAUAAACUCGUACUGCAGCGGAUUGAAGAUAUGGAUCUAGCCCAUAAAAUGGAAAAGGAGCAGCUGGAGUAUAUCAUUGUGGAGCUGCAAGACCAGCUAAAAUGUCUGCUCACAUACGUAUGUGGAUGCAAACAGCACAAGCAUCUUCCAGGCAUGAGCCUUUGGAAACUUCUGUUCAUUGAGAGAGGGAUAAAAGCUAGGAAGUGGCACUUACCUGAAUUGUUCCGCAAGCAAUGCACCAUACUGCAGGUCAAUAAGCUCAAGUUGGAGGUUACAUGGAACAGUGUCAACAUUAAAUGUGAAAGGACUGUGCUAAAGAAUAAUGAUUUAAGAUCAAGACAAGAGUUAACUACCCAUCUCACCAAUCAGUGGCCUUCCCCUGGAGCUUUGGAUGUCAAUGCUGUUGCCUUGGAUACCCUACUCUAUAGAAAGCACAAUAAACAAUGGGAUGAGAAAAGUUUUCAAAGUCUGGACCAGCUCUCAGCAGAUGUUAGCUUUUCUCAGACAUCUCUGGAUCCAGGUCAUUCACAAGAUGGAAAGCAGGAUGGAAUAAAUUUACUAAAUGAAGGAAAAGAGGACACCCCAUCACUGCUUGGUCUCUGUGGCUCUCUGACGUCAGUAGCAAGUUACAAAUCUCUCACAAGUCUGAAAUCAAGUGAAUAUCUUGCGAGUCCCACAACAGAGAUGACAAGUCCAGGUCUAACUCCAUCCUGAGCAGAUAUACGUAAUGAAGGGGUUUUAUGUUGUAUGCAUUCAAUUUACAUUCCAUAAUUAGACUUGCUAUGAAGACAUUUAAAAAUUCAAGCAAGCUAAAGAAUCUGCUGCUUUAUUUUGUCCUUUUUUCUGUAAUUAUGUGUUUAAAAAAACCACAAAUAAUAUGUGUUAUCUAUCACAUCCUUUGUCGUUCUUCUUUAACAGGAAUGUACAGAUUUCCUUUUUGAAACCUUUUAUUAUUUGAGAUUCUCAGUCAGGUACAGAAUUUUGUGCGAUAAAGGUAUGAAUUAAUACAUCGUAAAAAAAAAAAUCAACAACAAAAAAACCAGAUUAAAUUAGCCUUCUAUUUAACUGCCAUGAUCUGUGUUACCCUGCCAGAGCUGAUAACUUCCCUCUGCUCUUAACCAGAGCACUUCUCUACAGUUAUACAUGUUGCCAACAUUUGCAGAAAAGGCAUGAAAUCCACUCUUGACGGGUAAAUAAAUAUUUAAUUUCUAAAUAUUUUAUGUUUAAAAAUGUAAUUUUUUUGUGUAUAUUUGUUCUAUUAUUUAUGUGGAUUCUCAAAUAGUUUAUUUUAUUCUACUGAGAUGAUUUAUUCAGCUUCUUUUGAAACAUUGACUAAGUGUUAAAUUUGUAUCCCAGUUAUCAUUAUGCCACUUGGAGAUGACCAAUGUUUAUUUAGUUUCUCAUCAUGAAGAAUAUAUCCCUACUUCUUGAUCGUGGGACAGAGUAACAGAGCUACUUCCAAGCUUACGAAAGGAUUUGAAGGCAAGUCGAUAAAUGAUUUGCAUAAUCCAAUUUAGGGAAAACUUUGCAAUGUGAAAAGUAGGUAAACUUGAUUUUUGGCGUUAUCUUCCCUUAAUGCAAAGGGUAGAGGAAAGUCAAAGAAUAGGACUAAGAAAUGGGGUAGUGUUAGGACUUAUUAUAGCUGGGGGGAGGGAAGGGGGGAUCUCUUUUCAUGUUUACUUGUGAAGAAUUCAGGGCAUUUUUUUAAAAACUUAAAUUUAGAUUGGAUAAUUGACUAAAUGAAUGCCAAAUUCUCACAUUUACUUUUUUUUUCUCAUUCAUGAAGUAGUUUGAUAGGUAUUUGCUUGAUUAUACAGUUCAGUAACACUUAAAAGUGAAUCCUUUAAAAUUCUGUCACUGAUUAAACUAUUGAUACAAAUUAUUUGGAAGGAUUUUAAAACAAAACUAAACUUUCCAGAUGAUCCCACCCUUUUUAAAGUUUGCAAAAUAAUUUUUGUAUUGCAAACUAUAUUCUUAAUUCUUUGUAAAAUUUACUGAAUCCUUUAUCUAAGAAUUUUGCUAGUCAGGGUAGUGCUUAUUAGUCCCAUUGAUAACUUUUUAAACAAAAUGUAAGUGCAUGCAAGUGUUGCAUUUAUUAAUCAUGAGGGAAAUGCUUUGUUGUGCCAAAGAUGUUUCAUAAACUGUUUACAUGAGUGGCUACAAAACUUCUAGGGAUCCUUAAUUACAGCUUACUUUCAGGAUGUUGUUUACAAUAGACACUACUUGCUAUGCUGCCUGCUUCAUUUGACUAGCCAUACAGAGAAAUGUGCCUCUUGUAACGUUGCCCUUAGCACUACUGCUGUAGCUUGGCAGGGUAAAGAAUAGGAAUUUAAUCAAUCAUUUCUGCAAACAGAACAAUGCAAGAUGUAGAUGGUGCGUGUGAUAGUAUACGUCUCCAGAAAUAACUAUAAUGAUUUCUGAAAUACAAUUUGAACAGUAGCGCUCUUUUCUUAAGGUCUACCAGAAUGCCUGUUAUCACAUACAGUAAUUGCCUGGUCCUUGCACUAAGCCCCUGCUCUGUCAUGGCAGUCCAGUAGUUUUUUUGAAACAAUAUUAAUUAAAUAUUAGUUUGUAAACUAAAGAUGCAUUUUUAAUAUAAACAACAAAGGAAUCAGGAUUUCGUUAAGUUAACUUUCCAUGUUUAUGUAUGGUAACUUCAGCAGUCUGCGUGCUGUUAUCUAAACAGUUCUUCUCCCUGUUCUUUGGCUAUAAUCAUGAUUUUUAGUCAUGUUAGCUGAUGGCUCUCUUUUUGGAGCGACUAGGGUAAAAUUCAUGCAGUGUCAUAUAAGUACGUCUUUUCUGUAGUAUGUUUCACACCAGUAGUAGUUAGUAAAUGUCAAUGUUUGUGCAUGGGAAACUGGCUGUAUGUCUCUCUUCUAAAUGCUGUCCAUAUUUCAAAAAUAUCUGAACAAAAAUAAAUGCCUAAAUUUGUAUUUUGUUGCCUUGUGCAUCAUAACUGUUGCAUGUAAAUUAAACUUUUUUGUACUAUCA